AUGUUAAGUGUACUUGAAACUUCAGGCGAAACUGGCGGUGUGCCCCGUCGUGGCUUGACAGUGCUUACGACAGCCGUGUUUGCUGUGGGAGAGAUGGCGGGUUCUGGUGUCUUGGCCUUGCCGUCUGCCCUCAACGGAACCGGCUAUAUCGGCAUUUUACUGAACAUAAUGUGUGCCCUGGUGUCUGCCUACACGGGCGUGUUGCUGGGGAAGAGCUGGCUGAUGGUCAUGCACAGAUAUGACGAGUACAAGGAGCCUACACGAUAUCCUUACCCAGCCAUUGGCCAGGUGACUUUUGGGAAACCAGGAAGGAUGGUGGUGUCAUGUGCCAUAAACAUAACGCUGUUUGGUGUUGCCGUUGUUUUCCUGCUGCUUGCUUCAGAGAACAUACAGUCUUUGAUCAAGAGUGCUGGCAAAGACAUCUCCUUCUGCUACUGGCUCAUCAUAGUGGCUGGAGCCCUUCUUCCUAUCAGUUGGCUGGGAACACCCAAAGACUUUUGGCCCAUUGCAGUUGGAGCUGUCGUCGCCACAAGUAUAGCAUGCUGUGUUGUGGUAGCCAAUAUUAUAAAAGACGGUAUCGACUUGGACAUUCCAGCUUUCCAUCCGAAAAUAGAGUUCACAGGUUUCUUUAUGGCUUUUGGAACAAUCUGUUUUGCUUUUGGAGGCCACCCGGCAUUCCCAACGUUUCAAGCUGAUAUGAAAAAUCCAGAGAAAUUUGGACGUGCCAUCUACAUUGCUUACUUCAUUGUUCUGUUGAUGUACCUGCCGGUUGCCAUCGCUGGCUACAAGUUCUACGGCAUCAAUGCUCAAGACAACAUCCUAGAGAGUGUCUCACCUGGACCUAUGUUGUACACAGUUCAGAUUCUGAUCACGCUUCAUCUCUUCUGUGGCUUCAUCAUUGUCAUUAAUCCAGUGUGUCAAGAUCUGGAGGAGAUACUGAGAAUACAAAAAC
This is a messenger RNA of Candidula unifasciata, 952 nucleotides long. The record is from the annotation of a GenBank genome assembly. NCBI's taxonomy places the organism in Eukaryota, Metazoa, Mollusca, Gastropoda, Stylommatophora, Geomitridae.